AUGUCUGCUCUUCGCAACAGCCGGACUGCCUCCGUGCAGGUCCGCGGAUUUGCUACCUCCUCCAGCCUUCGAGUCGGACCCGAAUCCCCUCAUUUCAUCGAUGUCCCCAAGAUCGUUCAACCCACAAACCCCACCCGGCCUCAUGUUCGUGGUACGCUACCCGUGCCCCGUGAAAUCUUCCCAGCCCGCCGGACAGACAAGCCCAAGAAAGCAUACCUCGAUGCCGCCACACCCGCCCCCAAGUCCGAGCGGGAAGUGAACCCCUUCAGCAGUGCACCCGAAAAGCAGGAAUGGAGGUUCCAGAUGGCGGAGCUGCGCCGACAAAACCUGCGCGAGGGUCUCCGGGACCUGUACUCGCGCAAGCGUUCCGCAGAAGGAAGGAUGGUCAGCCGCAGUCGUGAGAACCAGGACCGACGAGAGCGCAUUCUCCAACAACCCGAGCGUGAAGACGAGCGUCUUACUCGUCCCUCGACCAUCGCGGCCAUGUUGCCUCAGAAGCAGCCGGUUCUGCCUGACCCCAACCGCGAGGAGCGCCUUGCGCUUUCUCAAGCCCGCUUGGCAGCCAAGAAGGCCCAGAAAGAGGCUAUUCGCAAAGCGGACCUCCAAGAAUUGUAUAUGAAUGCUCGCUCUUUCAUCACCACUGAGGAGCAACUUGCCGCUGAGAUCGACCGCGUCUUCCCCGAGGGCGAGAACAAGGCUUGGCGCAACGACCACCAGCCCGGUGAGAACGUCUGGAACCUGGGCAACCCUCCCACUGUCAACAGCCUUGUCAACCAGACCCACAGAAAUGAGGGUGCCCGCUGGGACAUCAUGCAGGAGCGUGUCAAGCAGCUCGGAGAGCAAAUCACCGGUGGUAAGAUUUGA
Penicillium olsonii is the source of this 864-nucleotide messenger RNA. NCBI's taxonomy places the organism in Eukaryota, Fungi, Ascomycota, Eurotiomycetes, Eurotiales, Aspergillaceae. The record is from the annotation of a GenBank genome assembly.